This is a messenger RNA of Acanthoscelides obtectus, 543 nucleotides long. The record is from the annotation of a GenBank genome assembly. Lineage: Eukaryota; Metazoa; Arthropoda; Insecta; Coleoptera; Chrysomelidae.
AUGCCAUACCAUUACCAACCACAAACCUUUCCACAGUCACCUCAACAAUGUUUCACAACUCCUAAGAAUAAUUCGUCCAACUCACGCCAGCCACAUUUCCAACUUAACGACCCACCAUCGCUUCCGUCAGUUUCUUCUCAACAUGCACUACCUACUCAACCACUCCAACCAAGGCAAAAUCACCCACCUUUAACAACUUCAUAUUCGUAUCCCCAACAACCUCCACCUUUUGACCCAAAAUCGACUUCCUCACUUUCUCAAAAUGACCUGUCUACUCCUCGAUACCAACCAAGGCAAAAAAAUCACAAAACUUUCAUAACUCUGAUUCCGUCUCGCCCACAACCUCCAGCUUCACCAACACCGACACUCUCACCUUCUCCUCAAAAUGACCUGCCCACAUCACCAGCCCCAUCAAUGUACGACAAAGGAGUUACAGCAGCUGACCACUACGAAAACUUUUCUGACUUCCUUGAGGAAGACGACUGUGCAAGAAGUUCAUCAGUGGUUUCCCAAAAUUCUAGCAUAAUGGACUCCAACUUCUAA